AGCUCAAUACACAUGAGAGCCAUUGUACUGAAAUCUCGACUAACAAGGUUAUUCUGUGGAGCCUCUUCUUCUCCCAAGACUUCUGCCAUUGUUUGGCUCUUCCAUCGGCUGAGGGACCAUGGCUGACUACACCAUCCGGGUCUACAAGAACAGGGACUACAAUGCGGUCCGUAUGCUGUUUGCAGAAGGCAUGCUGGAGUACAUCCCUGCUACCUGUGCCUAUGUGCUGAAGCUCCCCCGGGCCCAGUUUGUCCUCUUCAUAUCAUUCAUCACCCUGCUCCUAAUAUCCAGGUCCUACCUACUAUCUCUGGUGAGUCUGGCCAUUGUGUUCACCGCAGGCAGGCGCCAACUGAACUCCGAGUAUCACCAGUAUGUGGAGAUGUGUCAGAGAGAAGACUUACUGGACAUUGAGGAGUCAUACAUGGCCAGUAACAACUCUUGUUUCUGGGUGGUUGAGUGUAACAGCAGGGUCAUCGGCAUGGUGGGUGCCCAGCCGGUCCCCCGCUCUACUGAGGUCAUGGUGUUGAGGCGUUUGUCGGUGGCCAAGGACAAGAGACACCAGGGCCUCGCCAGCGCUUUGUGCCACAAGGUUAAAGACUUCGCACGUCAACGGGGCUUCAAAGUGGUGACCUUGGAGACGUCCAUGAUACAAGUCGCUGCCCAUAAAUUAUAUGAAAAAUUGGGUUUUCAGAACACGGAUGUCAAGAUCGUUCCAUCUCUUUUGGGAAGAUUUGCCAAUUUCUCCAUCCUGACCUACGAAUACAGGAUUAAAGAAUAGUGGGAUGGAGGAGCCCCCACCGCCUCGUGGACUGGACCAUGGACAAUAACAAGAGUCACCUCACCAUGUUACCAUAGGCCAGAGAAGGAAGACACUAUAGACACUAUAGUGGCCGACGAGAUCCAUCUCAUCCUUUGUUUUUAUCUUUUUAUGUCCACUGGGAAGAUAAACUUUUUGGGAAAACCCAAACACUAACUCAUAUAAGAGAUCAGGUCCUCAUGAAUCCAUCAGAGCCGGGGGUGGGUGGCCCUUCUUAUUAUACAAAUGGUUUAUUUUUCACAGAGAAUGUAAUAACUUAUCUUAAUAAAACACCUACAAAUUGUAA
This is a messenger RNA of Hyla sarda, 1103 nucleotides long. RefSeq names its product probable N-acetyltransferase camello. The record is from RefSeq and is a predicted model, not a curated record. Bases 119 to 778 code for a protein of 219 amino acids. Lineage: Eukaryota; Metazoa; Chordata; Amphibia; Anura; Hylidae. Gene Ontology annotation, molecular function: N-acetyltransferase activity. The transcript has 2 exons.